This is a messenger RNA of Parascedosporium putredinis, 2406 nucleotides long. Lineage: Eukaryota; Fungi; Ascomycota; Sordariomycetes; Microascales; Microascaceae. The record is from the annotation of a GenBank genome assembly.
AUGCAGCGGUUCUUGACGAGAGCGGGCAAGGCGCGCGGCUCCCGCUACAACCAGCUCGCCGGCGGAGCUGGGGUUCCGAGGGCCCCCAAUUCGUGGCCCGUCAACGCACGCAACGCUUUCACGACCCUGUAUACGAGCGUGCUCGCCACCGCGGCGGUGGUCGACGCGAAGAGGAAAGAUGACAGGGCCAAGCUCCUCGACUCGGAGAUUGACCAGGCCAAGGAGGCCGUCGCGAGGCUGAGGCUCGAGAACGCCGAGGCAGAGGCGAGACUAUUUCCCGAGAUAUUUGGGGCUACGAUACAAGCAGAUGGGGGAUCCAGGUCAUUGGGCCGCCACAAGCCCCGGCCGACGCGGACGACGCCGAGACUAUCGGCGGAUCCGACCUCGACGAAAAUGGGGGUGUACGAGGCUCAGAUAUGGGAGUGGAUGGGAGGACAGUGCUGGGACGUUUUCCACCCGCAAAACUACAAGCGGACCCUCGUCAAGCUCAAUACGACCGAUCAUCAAUCGAUACAAGACUGGCUUGACGCUACGGCGUCCAGCGACAGGGAGGAUAAGCUGAUGACGGUGGCUCGACCCGAGGAGUAUGAAUCGAGCGUCAUGGGGCUCGUCAACACCCUGCUCAUCGAGCAUGAUAGGAUGCGCUGGAAAAAGGCCAAGGAGAGCGAGCCAAAGUCUCCGCUUCGCAUCGCCAUCGACCGGCUGCUCGUCCGGGGUCUACCGAAUAUCUGGUGGGAUAACCGGGACCUCAACGCGCUGCGAUGGGGCCGAACGGAGCUUUCUGCGAGGUUCCGCCGAGACGUUGUCGGCCACGACCGCCUAGGAACGAUUGAGAGGAUAUGCUACAGCCUCCUCACCUCCCUAUACCCCGUUACCAUGCAUUCCUACAAUACCCUCAUCGUUCAAUUAACUAAGGCCGGCCACGGCCGACUCGCCGGUUGCGUCACCAGGGCGCACUUUGCCCACUUUAGAUACCACCACCCACAAUCGGCCGCCGCUGUUCUCUACCACGACAAGGAGGUGUUUAAUCACGCCGGCGUCAGCAGGAAAGUUAACGUCAUCUUCCGACGGCUGGACUCGUACCUCGCACGCGGAGGAUGCCGUCUGCUCGAGGCCAUGGUGGGCGCCUACGCAGGCAUCGGAAACCUCACCGACGCCGUCGUAGUCCUUUGUCACGGCAUCACCCUCGGACUGUGCGUCCGCUCCAAGGAGCUCAUUAAGCUAAUUGGUCAAUGCAUCUGGAACCUCGAUCGUUCGCUCGCGGCCAUGCUCAUCCGCUCCUUUACAGAUAACCAAGAAAUCCUAAAAGCCGUCCUCGAGUCCGACCCCGCCCUAAAACCAGUCCUUCUCCACCAAAUCAAUUAUCUAUUAGACGUUAGCAACCUAUGGCAACAACCGGCCAGCCUAGCCAAGCGGCUGCGGGAGUACAACAUCAACCCGGAGAGAUUUGGCCGGCUCCGCAAGGCGCUGGCCAUCCUUGGUGUUGAGCGUGAGCUGCAACAGGCCUCUCAGAAACUAAGGCAGAUCGAGAAGAGCCUAGGCAUGCAAAGCCAAAGUCCUCUGGCCAUCCCUCAAGACGCAACCUUGGCGCGCCGCAUCGACGAAGCGCUCAAGAUAGCAAACAAGCCCAGUGCCCAUCUCAGGGCGGCUAUGCCUGCGGCGUGGGCACCGCGCAUCUCGCCCAAGGAUGAAGAAGCCGAUAGGUCUUUCGAAGCAGGCUAUGACCCGACACACGAGAUCAUUCACGGGCACCGGCGUGUGUCUCGCAAAGAGACGCCGCGGGUGUGGGAUGCGGAGGACUACAGGGCCGCGCGGAUGGACCUGAGAAUUGUCGCGCUGGCUAAGCAGGUCAAGGUCACGCUAGACAAACAGCGGGCCUUCUCCAGCCUAGUCCACCGGGAGGUGAAGAACUACAAGGAGCUAGAGUGGCAGUACGCAAGGAAGCGCAUGCUACGGCGGCGGCGGAGGGCGCUCAACAGGAUACAGGAGCGCGUGGAGACCCUGCACACCACGUCUGCAGGGGAGUCCAAUAGCAUCGAAGCGGCGAUGUGGGAAAUGGAAGGAGAGGAGAGGCAAAGGCGCCAAGUAGAGAGGGAAAGAUUUCUUGUAGAAGAAGAAAAGUGGAGGCCAGCCGCCGCGGCCGCGAGAAGGAGAAGAGCGGCUGCGGCGGAAGAACCGAGGGCGGAAGAAGCGCUGCUCGCGGCUACUACGUUGCAGAGCGGCGGCCUUGCGCUGCCGCCGCGGCGUGAUGCCGCUCUCUCCAUACCCCAACUCUCGCCCCGCCCCUUGCCGGAACGCCUCGAGGCCUCGGCGUCGUUUCACGCUACGUACGCCGUAGAGCGGGGAUGGCGGCCGCUGGGCGGGCGGGCUAGAUGGGGAGGCGGAGCGUCGAGAGCAAUACACUAG